Cygnus atratus (black swan) is the source of this 3834-nucleotide messenger RNA. It is a transcript of the gene INPPL1, whose product is annotated as inositol polyphosphate phosphatase like 1. The record is from RefSeq and is a predicted model, not a curated record. The transcript has 29 exons. Gene Ontology annotation, biological process: phosphatidylinositol dephosphorylation. Gene Ontology annotation, molecular function: phosphatase activity; protein binding. Lineage: Eukaryota; Metazoa; Chordata; Aves; Anseriformes; Anatidae. Bases 1 to 3834 code for a protein of 1277 amino acids.
AUGGAGGUUUCGGGGUCCCCAUUGAGCGCGGAGUCCCGCGGGCCCCGGCGGAAGCAUGGCGGUGUGCGGGGGCCCCGGGGGGGCCGGCGCCCGCCCUGGUACCACCGGGACCUCGAGGCCGGGCCGCCGCCGAGGAAGCUGCUGGCCCGGGCCGGGCGCGACGGCAGCUUCCUGGUGCGGGACCGGGGACCAGCCAGCGAGAGCGUGGCGGGGGCGUACGCGCUGUGUGUGCUGUUCCAGAAGCACGUCCACACGUACCGCAUCCUGCCCGACGAGGAGGACUUCCUGGCCGUGCAGACGUCGCAGGGCGUGCAGGUGAGGCGAUUCAAGACGCUGAGCGAGCUGAUCGCCCUGUACCUGCAGCCCAACCAGGGGCUGGUCUGCACCCUGCUCUUCCCCGUCGAGAGGGAGAAGGAGAAGGAGAGCGCAGAGGACAGGGACUACUCGGAUGGCGAGGACGAGAAGCCCCCGCUGCCCCCGCGCUCCGGCUCCAGCAGCUUCUCGAGUUCCUCCGUGGGGCUCAGCCCCGGCAGCCCGGGGCCGGUGGUGCCCGAGGCGGCGGCGGAGAGCACCAACGGCCUCACCAGCAUCUCCCACGAGUACCUGAAGGGCAGCUACACGCUGGACCUGGAGGCCGUCAAGGCGGGGGCCAGCAGCCUGCCCCACCUCAACAAGACCCUCGUCACCUCCUGCAAGCGGCUGCACAGCGAGGUGGACAAGGUGCUGGCGGGGCUGGAGAUCCUCUCCAAGGUGUUCGACCAGCAGAGCUCCCCCAUGGUCUCCAAAAUCCUCCAGCAGACGGCGACGCAGAGCGGGGAGCAGGAGCUGGAGAGCCUGGUGCUGAAGCUGUCCGUACUGAAGGAUUUCCUCUCCAGCAUCGAGAAGAAGGCGCUCAAAGUUCUGCAGGAGAUGAGCUCGGCCACCCCGGCUCCCCCGGCGCAGCCCCUCUCCCGCAAAGCCAAGAGCAUCCCCGUGCAGACCUUCGAGGUGAAGCUGGACGUCACCCUGGGGGACCUGACCAAGAUCGGCAAGUCGCAGAAGUACACGCUGAGCGUGGACGUGGAGGGCGGCAAGCUGGUGGUGCUGAAGAAGCAGAAGGACUCGCAGGAGGACUGGAACACCUUCACCCACGACAAGAUCCGGCAGCUGAUCAAGUCGCAGCGGGUGCAGAACAAGCUGGGCAUCGUCUUCGAGAAGGAGAAGGACAAGACGCAGCGCAAGGACUUCAUCUUCGUCAGCGCCCGGAAGCGGGAGGCUUUCUGCCAGCUGCUGCAGCUGAUGAAGAACAAGCACUCGCACCAGGACGAGCCCGACAUGAUCUCCAUCUUCAUCGGCACCUGGAACAUGGGCAGCGUUCCCCCGCCCAAGAGCAUCACCUCCUGGUUCACCUCCAAGGGGCUGGGCAAGACGCUGGACGAGGUGACGGUCAGCAUCCCCCACGACAUCUACGUCUUCGGCACGCAGGAGAACUCCAUGGGGGACAAGGAGUGGGUGGAUUUCCUCCGCGCCGUGCUCAAGGACUUCACGGAGAUCGAGUACCGCCCGGUGGCCAUGCAGUCCCUGUGGAACAUCAAAGUCGUGGUGCUGGUGAAGCCGGAGCACGAGAACCGCAUCAGCCACGUCAGCACCUCCAGCGUCAAGACGGGGAUCGCCAACACGCUGGGCAACAAGGGCGCCGUGGGCGUCUCCUUCAUGUUCAACGGCACCUCCUUCGGCUUCGUCAACUGCCACCUCACCUCGGGCAACGAGAAGACGGCGAGGAGGAACCAGAACUACCUGGACAUCCUGCGGCUGCUCUCGCUGGGGGACAAGCAGCUGAGCUCCUUCGACAUCUCCCUGCGCUUCACCCACCUCUUCUGGUUCGGGGACCUCAACUACCGCCUGGACAUGGACAUCCAGGAGAUCCUCAACUACAUCAGCCGCAAGGAGUUCGAGCCGCUGCUCAAGGUGGAUCAGCUCAACCUGGAGAAGGAGAAGCACAAGGUCUUCCUGCGAUUCGGCGAGGAGGAGAUCACCUUCCCCCCCACGUACCGCUACGAGCGCGGCUCGCGGGACACCUACGUGUGGCACAAGCAGAAGCCCACGGGGGUCCGCACCAACGUCCCGUCCUGGUGCGACCGCAUCCUCUGGAAGUCCUACCCCGAGACCCACGUCAACUGCAACGCCUACGGGUGCACAGACGACAUCAUGACCAGCGACCACUCGCCCGUUUUCGGCUCCUUCGAGGUGGGGGUGACGUCCCAGUUCGUCUCCAAGAAAGGGCUCUCCAAGUCCUCGGACCAGGCGUACAUCGAGUUCGAGAGCAUCGAGGCCAUCGUGAAGACGGCCAGCCGCACCAAGUUCUUCAUCGAGUUUUACUCCACCUGCCUGGAAGAGUUCAAGAAGAGCUUCGAGAACGACAGCCAGAGCAGCGACAACAUCAACUUCCUCAAGGUGCAGUGGUCGUCCCGGCAGCUGCCCACGCUGAAGCCCAUCCUCUCCGAGAUCGAGUACCUGCAGGACCAGCACCUGCUGCUCACCGUCAAGUCCCUCGAUGGCUACGAGUCCUACGGCGAGUGCGUGAUCGCGCUCAAGUCCAUGAUCGGCAGCACGGCGCAGCAGUUCCUCACCUACCUGGCGCACCGCGGCGAGGAGACGGGCAACAUCCGCGGCUCCAUGAAGGUGCGCGUGCCCGCCGAGCGCAUGGGCACCCGCGAGCGGCUCUACGAGUGGAUCAGCAUUGACAAGGACGAGACGGCCGCCGGCAAGGGGAAGGCGCCGCUGGGCGCCAGAGCCACCCAGGAUUACGCCAAGUCUGCGGGGAGGAAACCCGCGGGGGCAGAGCCGCCCGCAGCCCCCCCGGCAAAGCCCCCCGAGGAGCCCGAGAAGGGCAGCGCCCCGCUGGCCGCCCGCCCCCCCGCCCCGCACCGCGGCACCUCCCGGGACGAGGCUGCGCCGAGCCGGUCCAAGCCGGAGCCAGCAGCGGAGCCGUCGGGGGGGCCGCUGAAGAACAGCUUCAACAACCCCGCGUACUACGUGCUGGAGGGGGUCCCCCACCAGCUGCUGGCGCCCGAGACCCCCGGCAAGCCCCCCGUCCCCAAGGGCAAGGCGGCGGCCCCCGAGCGCCGCCGGCACCCCUCGGCUGGGCCCCCCCCGCCGUGCCGCGGCGAGGAGAGCUCCUCAGACGAGGACCCCGGCCCCGUGGCUCUGCCCCCCCCCGAUUUCCCCCCCCCACCGCUGCCCCGGGAGCUGGAGGUGGCCGAGAACCCCUUCUACGCCAGCGCCAAGGAGCUGCUGGGGGCUGCAUCCUCCGAGCCCCCCCCGCCCAAGCUGCACCCCCGGCCCCCCCUGCCCACCGGGGCCGGAUUUGGGCUGGAGGCGCCCGGGGGGGCCGCGGUGCCGGGGGGGGUGCGGGACGACCGCUCGUGCUCCGUGCUGCAGAUGGCCAAGACGCUGAGCGAGGUGGACUACGGCAGGGGCCGGGAGGUGCCGGCGCGGGGGGGGCCCCCCCAGCUGCUCGGCAAGGGGCGGCUGGAGCUGCCCCCCCGCUGCCUGCACCCCGACUACGGCCGCCCCCUCGCCUUCCCCCCCCACUGCAUCCGGGAGAGCAUCGAGGAGGACCUGGCCGAGGAGGCGCUGUGCCAGGCGGGCCGCGGCGCGGGCGCCGGCGAGUCCAGCGUGGGCGAGUGGCUGCGGGCCAUCGGGCUGGAGCGGUACGAGGAGGGGCUGGUGCACAACGGCUGGGACGACCUCGAGUUCCUCAGCGAUAUCACGGAGGAGGACCUGGAGGAGGCUGGUGUCCUCGACCCCGGCCACAAGCGCGUCCUCCUGGAGAGCCUGCAGCUCAGGAAGUAG